GCAGGUGCAGGUGCAGGUGCAGUGCUGCCAGGCCAGAUUUGCUUCCUUCACUGUACCCGACUGCAGUCGGUAUAUGCCAUCCUUUUUCCAUAAAUUCUGCGUCCCCUAAGCUACCUCUCUGCUAUUCCAAAUCCAACCUCCCUUCCUCCCUCCCACACUCCCCAAUUGCGAAUUUCUUCGUGUUGGAGCUUAAUUGGGAACUAGCGGAUGGCAAUGGGGAAGAUAUCCGUGUCUUCGAUUUGUCUUCUUCUUCCAAUUGGUCCCCUGUUUUUGGCUACUGGAGCGCUGUUCUCACCGGCAUUGAUGGCAGCCGGGUAUGACUACGGCGAAGCUCUUUCCAAGAGCCUUUUGUUCUUCGAAGCUCAGAGAUCUGGCUACUUGCCGAGGGAUCAGAGAGUGCAGUGGAGGGUUCCAAAUUCAACGAGGGCAACUAAACACGAGGGUUGCGUGGACCUCGUUGGAGGAUACUACGAUGCAGGUGAUAACGUCAAGUUUGGUUUGCCGAUGGCGUUCACAAUCACCAUGCUGUCCUGGAGCAUUAUCGAAUACGGAAACCAAAUCGCUUCCGCUGGAGAGCUUCACCACGCCAUUGAUGCGGUCAAAUGGGGAACUGACUAUCUCAUCAAAGCGCAUCCCCAACCUUACGUCCUCUACGGCCAGGUUGGGGAUGGAAACACGGAUCAUGAAUGCUGGCAAAGGCCAGAGGACAUGACCACCUCCCGGGCUGCUUAUAAGAUCGAUUCCAGCCAUCCCGGAUCUGACCUCGCGGGUGAGACAGCCGCCGCCAUGGCCGCAGCUUCCAUCGUUUUUUGCGGUCAUAAUGUUUCCUAUUCAGCACAGCUCCUCGAGCAGGCCAAUCAGCUCUUCGAAUUUGCGGACAAGUACAGGGGUAACUAUGACAAUAGCAUUACGGUAGCACAGGAGUAUUACCGAUCCGUCAGCGGCUACGCCGAUGAAUUGCUGUGGGCAGCGGCAUGGCUGUACAAGGCAACAGACAACGAGUACUACUUGAAUUACCUAGCGGACAAUGGCGAUGCACUUGGGGGAACCACUUGGACCAUGACUGCGUUUGGGUGGGACGUCAAGUAUGCUGGUGUCCAAACCCUUGUUGCCAAGUUUUUGAUGGAUGGAAAGGGGAUUCAUCAUGCACUACCAGUGUUGGACAAGUACCGAGAGAAGGCGGAGCUGUUCAUGUGUUCAUGUCUGGGUAAGGGCGGCGCCGUUGGCAAUGUCCACAAGACUCCUGGGGGUCUCAUUUUCACGCAGAGGUGGAAUAAUAUGCAGUUUGUUACCAGCGCUUCCUUCCUCACAUCAGUCUAUUCUGAUUAUCUCACAUCUGCCGGCGAGUCCCUCCAUUGCGCUGAUGGCGGCGGCGUCCGUGUUGCCCCCUCCGAGCUUCUCUCCUUUUCUAAAUCUCCGUGAAGCAUUUGAAGCUCUUCAUUGGGAAGGCGGCGGAGACGGAGGGCCCUCUAUCGCUGUGGGGUCUGACAAAGUCCAAGUCGUCGUCGUCGUCGUCGUCGUCUAGGUCUACCUAUUAUACGUUUCCGGCGUGGAUAAACUCCUUGGGUAGUGGAGAGAGCAUGGAGUUUGUGUACAUCCACUCGGCUCCUUCUCCAGCAGAGACAUGGGUGUCCGGCUACACUCUUGUCUAGCCCACUAAUUAAUUGUCGUUAUUAUUAAUAUUGAAGAUAAGUAGUGAUCGGCGGGUAUAGGAUGAUGUGGCGCCAAGUAGAAGAAGACGAAGAAGAAAGGAGAGAUGGGAGAGAGGAUCCAAUAUAAUACCUGUCUGUCGUCUUGUGCUCGUCCUCUUUCUUCCAUGAGGAACUACCCAGCUAGCUUAAUUAUUUGUCUUCUGGCUGGCUCCACUGAAAUGUGUGUGUAAUGCCCUAUUAUUUUUAAAACUUGCAUUUUGCAUAGUUAUAUAUAAUAAUUUAGUCUCA
Messenger RNA from Andrographis paniculata, 1940 nucleotides. RefSeq names its product endoglucanase 6-like. Bases 208 to 1422 code for a protein of 404 amino acids. Gene Ontology annotation, molecular function: hydrolase activity, hydrolyzing O-glycosyl compounds. The transcript has 6 exons. The record is from RefSeq and is a predicted model, not a curated record. Gene Ontology annotation, biological process: carbohydrate metabolic process. NCBI's taxonomy places the organism in Eukaryota, Viridiplantae, Streptophyta, Magnoliopsida, Lamiales, Acanthaceae.